GUGGUCUGAAUUCACAAAUAUUUGUUCCUGAACGCAUUUUUCUUAACUUUUAUGAAAAUGAAGUGCCUCUAUAAGAUCAAAUUUGAUAUCCAUAAAGUCUGGAGAUACGGAUAAAAACUUCAUGCAACCAGUAUUCCUUGAUUCAAGAUAUAUAGGUCAAAUUUGUAUUUGCGAAUAACCUCUGGUCAGUAGAUUAUUAUGCUAUCAGACCUGAUCAAAAGUCAUUAUCAUUAAUGUCUUAUUUUCUUACAUUUUUGGUCUCACGUUCUUGUCUUCGUUGUAUUUAAUGUCAUUUUUCUUCUCAUCCUACUGGGAAACAUAAUUUGAAGUUCAGCAAAUUGAAAUGAUAUUCAGUUGCACCAAUUUCUUGUUAGUCGUCUCUGUCCGUACCUUUUGCAAAUUUCAUUCUUAUAUUUUCAGUUAAUCGUCCUGUGAUUUUAAGGAAUGAACUUUCCAGAAUGGAAGUAUUAGUACCACCAUUCUUAAUGCAAAUAUAACAACUGCUAGUGCACCUAAUUACACGGCUAGGUUGAGUAUACUUUAGCUGUCAAGUGAACAGAAACUUCUACAUUUUUUUGCGGAUUACCUGAACCGAUUUUAAGUUAUCACACUCAUUGUUUUUAUGGACAUCAAGUUGAGAGGAAUGGCAGUAGUUGUGGUCCACAAGUAAUUAUCUCAGCUAUGAAACCUUUCAACAACUGUUAAGAGUUGUACUUUUUUAUGUUUGUGUUCAGUAUUCGUUAUUUACUGCAACAAACUCUGUGGUUUAUGGCAUCUCAAACUGGUUUAAUUUAAAUUCAAUUGUCGGGUUUUCAAUUUUACAGGUGUCUGUAAUUAUCCCUCUCAAGAUGACUACAACGUUGGCGAAUGAACGUUUACGUUUCAAACUUCAUGCUAUCAAUUAUCCAGCCUAUGAUACUUUCGAUAUUUCAGAUAUAGCGAAUGUGAGAAACGUAGUUGUUUGGCUUGAAGAUAGACUAAUCAGAGUUUUCCCUGCGGAUAAAAGACUACGUGAUAUACAAUCCCCAGAAUGGAUAAAUUAUCUUAAUAAGUAUCUUCAGACUAUAAAAUGCCCUUUUAAUGAAUCAAGCUCUUGGGCUAUGUUGGAUUGGCUUAUCAGCAAGGCGUUGUUUUUAGAAUCCAAAUCACCUGAAAGUACUGUACAGAACAAUACACCUGAGAAUGCUAACAUAACAGUUUCUACUAAUGCUUUUAGUAGCAUAGAUGUUAACAGUAAUGAAUUCAAGGAAAAUGUUCUGAAAGCAGCCAAGUUAUUACAGAUUCCAAUACAUUCAGACAUUAAAACAUUAUUCAAGGCUGUUUGUCUAGUUAUCGAACAGAAGCUUGAGGUGAAUACAUUAAAUAAUGCUAUCAAAGAUUACGGUACAUGCAAGAUAGAUAUGCUGAAACUGGACGAUGUGUGUCUUGGAUUCGAUGUAAGCGAUCCAAAUGUAAAAGCUGCUGCAAUUGCUCUGAGACUUUUAAAUGUAAACAGACUACGUAAAUUACAAGAUCAGGCCAAUGCAGGUAUAGUACAAGUCCAAAGACUCACAGCAGACCCUAAAACUGACGAGAAACUUGGCAAAGUUGGUUUUUAAUUUUUAAACAAUAUUUGCUAGUUGAAAUACAUUUGUUUAUAUGCAUGACAGUUUUCAUUUUCGAAAAUGUAACCAUGUCUCACGGAU
Trichobilharzia regenti is the source of this 1685-nucleotide messenger RNA. NCBI's taxonomy places the organism in Eukaryota, Metazoa, Platyhelminthes, Trematoda, Strigeidida, Schistosomatidae. The record is from the annotation of a GenBank genome assembly.